GUUUUACUCAUGCACAAAUAUACAAGCGAAGUCAUGAUCUGCAGCAUUGCGCAUGCUCGGAUAUUGAACCACGUGGGGACGUUAUGCCGCAGACACAGAAAAGGCAGACUAAAUCCAAGAAGAAAGCGCAGGUCAAGUACACGAUCGACUGUUCUCAUCCGGUCGAAGAUGGAAUAAUGGAAGUCGGCGACUUUGACCAGUUCCUGAGACAGCGAAUUAAAGUUGGUGGGAAGACAGGCAAUCUCGGAAAUGAAGUCCAGCUGGCCAAAGAUAAAAACACAGUUACUGUAACAGCCGACAUUCCAUUUUCUAAAAGGUAUUUGAAGUAUCUCAGCAAGAAGUUUCUCAAGAAGCACAACCUAAGAGACUGGUUGCGUGUUGUGUCGUCCGGUACAGGUUCUUAUGAACUGCGCUACUUUCAGAUCAAUAAUCAAGAAGAAGAAGACAAAGACGACAGUUAGGAUAGCUGCGUGCGUUUGCUGGCACGUUUGUACGUUGAGAAUAAGUACUAUACUCGGCCUUAAAAACAUCGAAAUCAAAAAACCGUGACCAGUGACCCGGAUUGGAGCGA
Molecule: messenger RNA, 571 nt
Organism: Corticium candelabrum
Lineage: Eukaryota; Metazoa; Porifera; Homoscleromorpha; Homosclerophorida; Plakinidae
Product: large ribosomal subunit protein eL22-like
Exons: 4
Coding region: 84-461 (125 amino acids)
Biological process (GO): cytoplasmic translation
Cellular component (GO): ribosome
Molecular function (GO): RNA binding; structural constituent of ribosome
Source: RefSeq, a predicted model, not a curated record